AUGGCCACCGAACUCUACGUGCCCGACGCUCGUGAUGCUCAAUUUCCUGCAGAGCCCAAAUCUGCCUACGCAGCUACGGUUGAAGAGGUGUCUGGAUCAACGCCGCAUGAAAACGGUACCUCUCUUCCCUAUCCCAAGCUUAAGCGGCCAAACGGCACCGUUUCCGAUUUCCAGAUCGAGGAGCAUCCCAUCGACGAGAUAAAAAAGCUCAAGGUCGCCAUCAUCGGCACUGGUCUGUCUGGUGUAACUGCUGCCUCUCUGCUACCCGCCAAGGUGCCCGGCAUUGAUCUCACCUUGUUUGAGAAGAAUUCCGACGUGGGCGGUACAUGGUACGAGAACACUUAUCCCGGCGUCCGCUGUGACGUGCCUUCGACAAUCUACCAGAGCACAUUCGAGCCGAAGAGUGAUUGGGCUGAAGAGUUUGCAAGAGGAGCGGACAUCCGGGACUACUGGCAAGGCAUCGCAAGGAAGUACGGUGUUUACGAGAAGACCCAGUUCAAGACGAAGGUCCAACGUGCCGAAUGGGACCCCUCGCGGACCAAAUGGAAGUUGACAGUAGAGAACCUCGACACGAAUGAAGUCAGGCACGACUUCUUUGACUUUCUGAUCCCCGCCAUUGGUCACUUCAACGCGUGGAAGCUACCCAACUACCCCGGCAUCAAAGACUACAAAGGUUUCAUCCGCCACUCCUCCAACUGGGACCCCACCGUCGACCUCAGCAACAAACGUGUCGCCGUCAUCGGCAACGGUGCCUCAGGAAUCCAAGUCGUCCCCGAGCUCCAAAAAAUUGUCAAGCACCUCGACCACUACGCGCGCUCGCCCACCUGGAUCGCCGGCUCGCUCGGCGGCCGCGACCGGAAGGCUGAACCAAUGCCGUUCUCGGCCGCCCAGCUCGAAGAAUUCAAAGACCCGCACAAGUUCCUCGCCUACCGCAAAGCGCUCGAAGAAACCUACUGGCGACGCUUCGACGCCGUCCUGAAAGACAGUCCGGAAUCACGCAACGCGCGCGAAAACUUCACGUCCUUGAUGGCGGCGCGGCUCGCGAAGAAGCCCGAGUUGCUUAACGAAAUCGUGCCGGCUUUCAGCCCGUCUUGCCGGCGGCUGACACCGGGUCCAGGCUACCUGGAGGCGCUGACGGAAGACAACGUGUCGUUCAUCCGCACGCCGAUAGCGCGGUUCACGGCGAAUGGCAUCGAGACGGAGGAUGGGACGGUGCGGGAGGUCGAUGCCGUGAUAUGCUGCACGGGGGCGAACGUGUCGUUCGCGCCGCCGUUCCCCAUCGUCAGCGGCGAGUACGACCUCAGCAGGGACUGGCAGCCGGACGGGAAGUUUGGGUUUCCGUACAGCUAUUUCGGAUUGGGCGUGCCGGGGUUCCCGAAUCUGUUGUUCCUCUACGGACCCAACUCAGGCACCGUCGCGGGCACCAUCCCGCACGCCGCCGAAGCGCAGACGACGUACAUCGCGCGCCUCCUCCGCAAGACGUCGCGCCAGCACGUCGCCACCGUCGCGCCCACGCGCGCCGCCACCGACGACUUCGUCGCCUACUGCGACGCCUUCUUCCCGCGCACCGUCUUCUCCGAGAACUGCAAGUCCUGGUACAACGGCGGCCGCCCCGGCGCCCGCGUGCACGGCGUGUGGCCGGGCAGCGGCGCGCACGUGAAUUACGUGCGGCAGGAGCCGCGGUGGGAGGAUUGGGAGUGGGGGUACGGGGAGGGGAGGGGGAGGUUCGGGUAUUGGGGGAACGGGAAGACGGCGAAGGAGGGGGAUAAGGGGAGUGAUUUGUUGGAGUGGUUGAAGGUGCCGGGGGAGGUGGAUUUGAAGGAGUUGCAUGAGAGGUGGUGGGAGGUGUGA
Messenger RNA from Diplodia corticola, 1851 nucleotides. Its product is annotated as fad nad-binding domain-containing protein. The transcript is spliced from 4 exons. Lineage: Eukaryota; Fungi; Ascomycota; Dothideomycetes; Botryosphaeriales; Botryosphaeriaceae. The coding region runs from base 1 to 1851 and encodes 616 amino acids. Gene Ontology annotation, molecular function: N,N-dimethylaniline monooxygenase activity; NADP binding; flavin adenine dinucleotide binding. The record is from RefSeq and is a predicted model, not a curated record.